CGACUCUUAGAGCUAGUUCAGACAUGGCGGAUUCCGCGCGGAUGCAAAUCGCGCGGUUCUAAACGCAAGUGUUCAGACAGGCGCGGAUGUACAUGCGGAGUGCCGUUAUUCGCAUAGGGUGACAGUCCAAUCAUGGAAGUCGAAGAAGCAAUAUGUGUGUACUUGUUGCUCCGUAAAAAAGAAAGAAAGAAGAAACGGCAGUAUUGGGUGCAUCCAAUAUUACGCGAUCGGUUUACUCAUGGUCAGUUUCAGACUUUAUAUCCAAAAUUAAGAAGUUUUGAACCAAAAUUCUUCAAUUAUUUGAGAAUGUCGAUAAAUUCAUUUGAUGAAUUAUUAGAAAUGAUGAGUAAACAAAUUGAAUCUAAUGAUACCCAUAUGAGGUCAAGCGUGUCCCCAGAAGAAAAACUCGUGAUCACAUUAAGAUAUCUGGGUACUGGUUGUUCCUUUGGAGAACUACAUUACAACUUUCGUCUUGGCAAAUCUACAAUCACAGGAAUUGUCCGUGAAGUAUGUGAAACUCUGUGGGAAAAAGUCACAAAAAACGUCAUGCCUGAACCCAGCGAAGAUAUAUGGAAGAAAAUAGCUAAAGAUUUUGAAAAAUAUGCAAAUUUUCCCAAUUGCAUAGGCGCCAUAGAUGGCAAGCAUAUAAGGAUUACAAAACCCAAAGAUUCGGGUUCUUUGUAUUAUAAUUACAAAACUUUUUUUUCCAUAGUACUGUUGGCACUUUGUGAUAGUAACUAUUGUUUUACUUUCAUAGAUAUCGGAUCUUACGGAAAAAGUAGUGAUUCUGCAAUUUUUAAAAAUUCAGCAUUUUAUAAAAGGUUAAUAGAAAAGUCAUUACACAUACCAAAACCUAAACCAAUAUCUGAAACAGAUCCUAAACCAUUGCCAUACGUCAUAGUUGGCGAUGAAGCGUUUGGUUUAUCCGAAAAUGUAAUGCGACCCUAUGCAGGUAAAGGGCUAUCAUAUGAAAAAAAAAUAUUUAAUUACAGGUUAUCAAGAGCUCGACGUUUUAUUGAAUGCACUUUCGGAAUUCUGGCAAACAAGUGGCGCAUUUUUCAUAGGCCUAUAAACGUGAAUAUAGACUUUGCCGAAGACAUAAUAAAGGCCUGUUGCGUGCUACACAAUUUUGUUAGAACUAGAGAUGGUAUACAGUAUGAAGAUACUUUACAUACUGCGCCAAUGAGUAAUCUUAUUACAUUACAUGCAGGAAGGGGUACACCAUCAUCAUUAAACAUUAGAGACAAAUAUGCUAAUUACUUUGUGAAUGAGGGUCGUGUAGAAUGGCAAGACACGAAAAUAUGAAAUUAAAAUUGUUACAGUUCGCGCCAAAUAACUAAACUCAAGAUGGCGCGUCGCGUUGGUGGGUUGUACAUAUUACAGUUAAUAGCUAUACGUUACUGUGGUAACGUGAUAGUUUUCCCGCGCUCGUUACGUACCGCCAAACAACGUUAUACACAUUUCAGUUAUUUGGGGUGGACUGUCUAUUACAAAACAUGUAAACUACCCUGGUAAAAUGUAUAAUUAAAUGUCUACUGACCAAAAAGAA
This is a messenger RNA of Leptidea sinapis, 1549 nucleotides long. RefSeq lists its product as uncharacterized. The record is from RefSeq and is a predicted model, not a curated record. The transcript has 2 exons. The coding region runs from base 133 to 1305 and encodes 390 amino acids. NCBI's taxonomy places the organism in Eukaryota, Metazoa, Arthropoda, Insecta, Lepidoptera, Pieridae.